Molecule: messenger RNA, 609 nt
Organism: Helobdella robusta
Lineage: Eukaryota; Metazoa; Annelida; Clitellata; Rhynchobdellida; Glossiphoniidae
Exons: 4
Coding region: 1-609 (202 amino acids)
Source: RefSeq, a predicted model, not a curated record
AUGACUUUCGGUGUUGGAAUAUUUUUAAAUUUCGCCCUCAGACAUGACGACAAGUUAGGCAAAAGAUGGCGGACUGUGGAGUACAUAGGUGGGGAAGGAAGGCCAGCCACAAAUGCUCUUGAUGUUGUCGAACCAGCCAGAGUUGAGUUCUGUGCUAUGAAGCUGGGGCAAAACAUUGCUGAUGAUUUCGAGAAAGUCGCCUCAAACAAUGAUGAAGAUGACGACGGAAUUGAUGAAGAAGGGGAUGAUGACGAUGGAGACGACGACGAUGAUGGUGGUGCGGUACUCGGGCCGUGGUCCACAUAUAAGGACUCGAGUUACUUCAAAAUGCUGCUGCAACAACAUCACUUCCACUACAACAAACUCUAUCGCAACAACAACAACAAUAAUAAUAAUAACGCUAGUAACGAUGAUGCUGAUGACCUAAUGGAUGACAUAUUUAACUAUCACAGUGUUGAUCAGUUCAUCGGCAGUCUCAUGCUCUUGAAUGGGAACAAGUUUUUUAAGCACCGCCACAAAAAUAAAAAAGUUUAUGAAGAAGAAAAAGAAGAUAAGGAUGAUGAUGAUGAUAAGGAUGAUGAUGACGAUGACGACAGUUGUGACAAGUAA